AUGCUGUCUUUUGCUCCUACCCCCAUCUUCUCUGGCACUUGGGACCAUCGUCCUGUCGUCUCAUCGCCGCUCUCUUCUUCACCCGUUCGCGCGUCAUCGCCACUUUCCCCCAUUGACCGGAACGCGAAUUCUCAACGACAAGUUCAGUCUUCUCCCAUUAAACCCCCCAAAUUCAAGUUCGCUUCGCGUCCUACACGGCCCAAUCCCCUCAAUCGCAAACGAGAGGAGGUACAAGACGGCAGGCGAAAGCAGUAUCUUCAGAAUGUCAAGCAAGCCCGUGAAGAUAAGGCAUGGCAACGACGAGAUAUCGAGGGACAAUUUUUGAAAACGAAUUACCUAGCCGAUAGAGGACAGCUGUCACAUGAUGCCCCCGAGAUCACCGAAGCAGACAUAGAAGAAGCCACGACUUUUUACCAAGAACAUCCUUCGGUCCCCGAAGAGGAUGAGAUGGUGAUGGACGAGGAAGAGCAGUUCGAAGCCAUGCUGGCAUCUUAUGAAGAUCAGCAUACGGCUCCUUUGCAGCGAGCACCAUCGCCUGCGCUCUCAGAUGAAGACUAUGACGACGUCUUUGCUGAACUUAUCGCGCAAGAACAAGCAUGGCAAAGCACAGAAUUACAGCCACAAGACCAAAUGGACACUUCUGGUGAUAUUGAGAUGCAAUAG
This is a messenger RNA of Fusarium coffeatum, 663 nucleotides long. RefSeq lists its product as uncharacterized. The transcript is spliced from 2 exons. Lineage: Eukaryota; Fungi; Ascomycota; Sordariomycetes; Hypocreales; Nectriaceae. The record is from RefSeq and is a predicted model, not a curated record. The coding region runs from base 1 to 663 and encodes 220 amino acids.